This is a messenger RNA of Erythranthe guttata (spotted monkey flower), 767 nucleotides long. RefSeq lists its product as uncharacterized. Gene Ontology annotation, biological process: regulation of DNA-templated transcription. Lineage: Eukaryota; Viridiplantae; Streptophyta; Magnoliopsida; Lamiales; Phrymaceae. The record is from RefSeq and is a predicted model, not a curated record. Gene Ontology annotation, molecular function: DNA-binding transcription factor activity; DNA binding.
UCACCCACAAUAAAUAUGCCAAGAUUUCUUGAUUUCCACUCAGCCGUGCAAACCGAUAAUUACUGAAAAACCAGAUACGAAAAUUUACAAAUAAAAAAAAAAAAAAAACUUAUUUACGGAAGAUCUCACAAACAAGACGAUGAAAUUCAGAGUUACAUACCCUGAUCCAGACGCCACCGAUUCAUCCUCCGACGAAAUCGAAUCGACCCAGAUAAAAUCAAAGACAAAAGCCCACGAAUUUAUCGUUGACAAGGCGAAGUUUCUCCACAAAAUCGCGAAUUUUUCUGGCGAAAAUCCGAUGGGAUCCGUGAGUUCAAACAAGCUGACCGGAAAAUCGAGUCUCGCCGGAGUACGGCGGAGGAAAUUCGGCAAAUUCGCCGCCGUAAUCAACGACCCUUUUAAGAAGAAGCGUGUUUGGCUGGGCACUUUCAACACCGCAGAAGCUGCUUCCGUGGCGUACCUCUCCAAGAAGCGUGAGUUUGACCAAAAACUGUUGACCCACCGAAGAUUCGAUUGGGUUCACGAGAAUGAGACCUCUGAUGAAAUCGGCGGCGCCGCCGCCGUGGAGGAGGAAGUUUCGUCGGGAAAUCAGCCAGAUGAGGAAUUUGGGUUCUUCAACGGUGUGCAAGUGUUUGAUCGGUAUGGGUAUUUGGUGGGUGAAUUCAGUAAGAUCGAUGAUCUUAGAAUCCACAUUGACGAAAAUGGUGUUUUUUGUUAGUUUUUUUUUUCUAUUUUUUUAAUUUUUUUAUAUAUUUAUUCGGUGAAGA